Molecule: messenger RNA, 486 nt
Organism: Sphenostylis stenocarpa
Lineage: Eukaryota; Viridiplantae; Streptophyta; Magnoliopsida; Fabales; Fabaceae
Source: the annotation of a GenBank genome assembly
AUGUUGUCAAUCUGUGAUAGCAUUCCCUCAUUUGCCGCAUUCCCUCUGCAGAACACAACAUUAAUUGCGGUGGAGGGACUAACAAAAACUUCAAGCUUUGGUACUUGUACACCGACACUUCCUUAUGUUCCUCUCCGUUACAAAAGUCUAGGUGCCCCUCAAACUCCAACUGUAGCUCCAGAAACAGUUUAUAGCAAUGGGACCUCAGCUCGGAAAGAGAGGCAGAAGAAAUCGAAAAUUGAACUUCAAAAGUUGAGUGGAUCUUCCAUUUCAAAUGGAGAAUCUUUCACUUCAGUGGAACAGGAGGAUAUAUGCAAAAUUUGUUAUGACGGGUAUGAUGCAGAUGAGCCAAAAAUCUAUAGAAAUUGUCACCAUCAUUUUCACCGUAGAUGCAUUCGUUUAUGGAUGUCAAAGAAGAGAGCUUGUCCUGUGUGUACUCAGGAAGCGAUUAUCAACUCAGCUGCUUUAAAGAUACCAACUACUUAG